Molecule: messenger RNA, 2527 nt
Organism: Punica granatum (pomegranate)
Lineage: Eukaryota; Viridiplantae; Streptophyta; Magnoliopsida; Myrtales; Lythraceae
Source: RefSeq, a predicted model, not a curated record
GUUCUCUUCCACGGCACCUCAAUAAAUACAAACCCAGCCAAAGCCAAGCUCCCACGAAAACGAAAGCCUCCGUUCCCAUACUCCUCACCGACCGACCAGCUCUCACCGUGAUUCCCCCAAACCAAAUUCAUCGGAGUUCUACGGGACAAGGAGAGGCACUAUAUGGGGAGAACAGUCCUGGAGGUUGGAGCUGAUGGGGUUGCCCUCAUCACCAUCGUCAACCCCCCUGUGAACUCCCUCGCUCUUGAUGUGCUGCACAGUCUGAAGGAGAGUUAUGAUGAGGCACUGCGGAGGAAUGAUGUCAAAGCAAUUGUUGUUACAGGUGAAAAUGGCAAGUUCUCCGGAGGCUUCGACAUCACAGCCUUUGGUGGUCUCCAGGGUGGAAAAGUUGAACAACCCAAGCCUGGUUAUAUAUCUGUGGAGGUUAUCACCAACACUGUUGAAGCUGCUAAAAAGCCUUCAGUUGCUGCAAUUGAUGGCCUUGCCCUUGGUGGAGGUCUGGAGGUCGCCAUGGCAUGCCAUGCACGUAUAUCUACUCCUACCGCACAACUAGGCCUUCCUGAACUUCAACUUGGGCUAAUUCCUGGUUUUGGAGGAACUCAGAGACUUCCCCGUCUUGUUGGUCUUGCUAAAUCUCUUGAAAUGAUGCUGACCUCAAAGCCUGUCAAAGGACAGGAAGCACAGAACUUGGGCCUUGUCGAUGCUGUUGUCUCACCCAAUGAACUGGUCGAUACAGCACGAAAGUGGGCCCUGGACAUUGUGGAACGAAGAAAGCCAUGGGUCCCAACUCUCUAUAAGACUGACAAGAUAGAACCUCUUGGAGAGGCACGAGAGAUACUCAAGUUUGCAAGAGUCCAAGCCCGUAAACAGGCCCCCAAUCUCAAGCAUCCUUUGGUCUGCAUUGAUGUGAUUGAAGAGGGCAUACUUUCGGGUCCAAUGGCCGGUCUUUGGAAGGAAGCGGAAGCUUUCCAAGGGCUUCUACACUCUGACACAUGCAAGGCCUUAAUCCACAUAUUCUUUGCCCAACGUGGAACUUCAAAGGUUCCCGGAGUCACAGACAAAGGUCUAAUUCCAAGAAAAGUGAAAAAGGUUGCUAUUGUUGGUGGAGGAUUAAUGGGCUCAGGAAUAGCAACAGCGCUGAUACUCAGCAACUAUCCCGUAAUCCUUAAAGAAGUCAACGAGAAAUUUUUGCAGGCUGGAAUUGGAAGAGUCAAAGCCAAUCUGCAGAGCCGUGUUAAGAAAGGUAACAUGACUCAAGAGAAGUUUGAGAAGACAAUGUCCCUUUUGAAGGGAACACUCGACUAUGGGAGUUUCAGAGAUGUGGAUAUGGUCAUUGAGGCUGUUAUUGAGAAAAUUUCACUGAAGCAAGAAAUUUUUGCUGAUCUUGAGAAAUAUUGUCCUCCUCACUGUAUACUCGCAACAAAUACUUCUACAAUUGAUUUGAAUCUCAUUGGUGAGAAGACCAGGUCGCACGAUCGGAUCAUUGGGGCCCAUUUUUUUAGCCCAGCCCAUGUGAUGCCUCUCUUAGAAAUUGUUCGUACCCAGCACACAUCUUCUCAGGUUAUUGUGGACUUGCUUGAUGUUGGGAAGAAGAUAAAGAAGACUCCAGUUGUGGUUGGGAACUGCACAGGCUUUGCUGUGAAUCGAAUUUUCUUCCCUUACUCACAAGCGGCUUUUUUGCUUGUUGAGCGCGGCACGGAUCUCUAUCAGAUCGACAAGGCAAUCACCAAAUUCGGGGUGCCAAUGGGCCCCUUCAGAUUGGCAGAUCUCGUUGGUUUUGGUGUAGCUGUUGCUACUGGCACGCAAUUCGUUGUGAAUUUCCCUGAACGAACUUAUAAGUCGAUGCUUGUUCCACUGAUGCAAGAGGAUAAUAGAGCAGGUGAGGCAACCCGUAAAGGCUUCUACCUGUAUGAUGAUAAAAGGAAGGCUAGCCCUGACCCUGAAUUGAAGAAAUAUAUUGAGAAAGCAAGGAGCAUUUCCGGUGCUACCGUAGAUCCUAAGCUCGUGAAGUUAUCGGAAAAGGAUAUUGUUGAGAUGAUAUUCUUUCCAGUCGUGAAUGAAGCCUGCCGUGUCCUGGACGAAGGUAUUGCUGUUAAGGCAGCAGACCUCGACAUCGCUUCGGUGAUGGGAAUGGGUUUCCCACCUUAUAGGGGAGGUCCCAUAUUCUGGGCUGAUUCUCUUGGGUCCAAGUACAUUUACUCGAGAUUGAAUGAAUGGGCGAAAACAUAUGGGGAUUUCUUCAAACCUUGCGCAUACUUGGCUGAUCGAGCCGCAAAGGGGAUUCCUCUGAGUUCUCCAUCGGUACAAGGACAAGCUCGGCUGUAAGCAGGAGAGGUGCUGGUUCUGUUGUUGUUACCGCUCUGCUCUUUCGAAGUCUUUUAGCUUUCAGUUCAGCUUUACAUGUCUCAAAAGGUGUCCCAAUAAUGUGUAUCCCGUGGAAUGUCUGUCGACGACGCGAAAGGUUCUCAAUUUUUUUUCAGAAUAAAAAUCUCUCAUUAUGUCUAUAGUAGUUUUUAGACAUUUCUAA